Molecule: messenger RNA, 1847 nt
Organism: Arabidopsis lyrata subsp. lyrata
Lineage: Eukaryota; Viridiplantae; Streptophyta; Magnoliopsida; Brassicales; Brassicaceae
Product: ammonium transporter 1 member 3
Exons: 1
Coding region: 121-1620 (499 amino acids)
Biological process (GO): ammonium homeostasis; ammonium transmembrane transport
Cellular component (GO): membrane
Molecular function (GO): ammonium channel activity
Source: RefSeq, a predicted model, not a curated record
UAAUUGGUCCAGCCGGAGUCUAAAGUCAACCCUAAACUCCUCCUCCUUCCUUUUAAGAGACACACAAGAGGCAACCAUUCUUCUCCGUGUCUCUCUUUCUCUCUCUCAGCUCUCUCAAACAUGUCAGGAGCUAUAACAUGCUCUGCGGCCGAUCUCGCCACCCUACUUGGUCCCAACGCCACCGCGGCGGCCGACUACAUUUGCAGCCAGUUAGGUACCGUUAACAACAAGUUCACCGAUGCAGCCUUUGCCAUAGACAACACCUACCUCCUCUUCUCUGCCUACCUUGUCUUCGCCAUGCAGCUCGGCUUCGCUAUGCUUUGCGCUGGCUCCGUUAGAGCCAAGAAUACAAUGAACAUCAUGCUUACCAAUGUUCUUGAUGCUGCAGCCGGAGGACUCUUUUACUAUCUCUUUGGUUACGCCUUUGCCUUCGGCGGAUCUUCCGAAGGAUUCAUUGGAAGACACAACUUUGCUCUUAGAGACUUCCCGACUCCCACAGCUGAUUACUCUUUCUUCCUCUAUCAAUGGGCGUUCGCAAUCGCGGCCGCUGGAAUCACAAGUGGUUCCAUAGCGGAGAGGACUCAGUUCGUGGCUUACUUGAUAUACUCUUCUUUCUUAACCGGAUUUGUUUACCCUAUUGUCUCUCACUGGUUUUGGUCCCCGGAUGGAUGGGCCAGUCCCUUCCGUUCAGCGGAAGAUCGUUUGUUUAGCACCGGAGCCAUCGACUUUGCUGGCUCCGGAGUUGUUCACAUGGUUGGUGGCAUAGCAGGUUUGUGGGGUGCUCUUAUCGAAGGUCCUCGUCGUGGUAGGUUCGAGAAAGGUGGUCGCGCUAUUGCUCUGCGCGGCCACUCUGCCUCGCUUGUAGUGUUAGGAACCUUCCUCCUAUGGUUCGGCUGGUAUGGUUUCAACCCGGGUUCCUUCACUAAGAUACUCGUUCCGUAUAAUUCUGGUUCCAACUACGGCCAAUGGAGCGGAAUUGGCCGCACAGCGGUUAACACCACACUCUCAGGAUGCACCGCAGCUCUAACCACACUCUUUGGUAAACGUCUUCUAUCAGGCCACUGGAACGUAACGGACGUUUGCAACGGGUUACUCGGUGGAUUUGCGGCCAUAACCGCAGGUUGCUCCGUGGUAGAGCCAUGGGCAGCUAUCGUCUGCGGCUUCAUGGCUUCCCUCGUUCUUAUCGGAUGCAACAAGCUCGCGGAGCUCGUACAAUAUGAUGAUCCACUCGAGGCGGCCCAACUACACGGAGGGUGUGGCGCGUGGGGGUUGGUAUUUGUAGGAUUGUUUGCCAAAGAGAAGUAUCUAAACGAGGUUUAUGGCGCCACCCCGGGAAGGCCCUAUGGACUAUUUAUGGGCGGAGGAGGGAAGCUGUUGGGAGCACAAUUGGUACAAAUACUUGUGAUUGCGGGAUGGGUUAGUGCCACAAUGGGAACACUCUUCUUCAUCCUCAAAAAACUCAAUCUGCUUAGGAUCUCGGAGAAGGAUGAAAUGCAAGGAAUGGAUAUGACACGUCACGGUGGCUUUGCUUAUAUCUACCAUGAUAAUAAUGAUGACGAUUCUAAUAGAGUGGGUCCUGGAUCUCCUUUCCCUCGGUCGGUUACUCCUCCUCGUGUUUAAUUUUCACGCUUUUGUAAUUUAUUACCGUUUAUUGUUGGAGUAAUGCUUUUGUAGAACUACAAAUCUUGGAUAUUUUGGUUUGUUUUAUGUGACCUUUAUCGUUGAUGCGUGUUUUAGGUUUUUUUUUUGUCGAGUUUGAGUUUGGAUGGUUUCUUCUUUUCCAGAUAUUUGUAAGUAGCUUUGGUACGAAAUGUGUGUGGUGAUAUAUAAGAAGCUCAUUUGAGAUG